AUGAAGUUCACGACAUCUGCCUCCUCUUAUGGCGCCUCGUCCAUGACUACACCCGAUUUCUUCCCUGAAUGCGCGUGCAAACUUCAAGUAGAGAUGAAAACGUCGCGAACACAGCUCAAUCCUGGGCGAAGAUUCUUGAGAUGCUCCAACAAAGAGAAACAAUGUGGCUUCUUUGAGUGGGUAGAUCCUGAAGUAAAGCCUAAAAUUGAAGAUGACGAAGAUGAAAAAUUGAACUUCUGGAUUGGAGAAUGCUAUCUCCUAGGGAAAUAUGUGGAGGAAGAUAUGAAGCGAAUUAGAUUGUUGGAGAAUGAAGUGAGACUCCUCAGAAUGGAGAACGUCGAGAGCAGCAAGUGUUCGAUGAAAAAGAUGGUUGCAUGUGCUUGUGUUCUGGGUGUUGUUUGUUUGGUGAUUCAAGCUUUUGUUUCGUAG
Messenger RNA from Salvia miltiorrhiza (redroot sage), 429 nucleotides. RefSeq lists its product as uncharacterized. The transcript is spliced from 2 exons. Gene Ontology annotation, molecular function: zinc ion binding. The coding region runs from base 1 to 429 and encodes 142 amino acids. The record is from RefSeq and is a predicted model, not a curated record. NCBI's taxonomy places the organism in Eukaryota, Viridiplantae, Streptophyta, Magnoliopsida, Lamiales, Lamiaceae.